Molecule: messenger RNA, 1581 nt
Organism: Eptesicus fuscus (big brown bat)
Lineage: Eukaryota; Metazoa; Chordata; Mammalia; Chiroptera; Vespertilionidae
Gene: CFL2
Product: cofilin 2
Exons: 5
Coding region: 270-719 (149 amino acids)
Biological process (GO): actin filament severing; cell motility; actin filament fragmentation
Cellular component (GO): cytoplasm; actin cytoskeleton; actin cortical patch
Molecular function (GO): actin filament binding
Source: RefSeq, a predicted model, not a curated record
CUCGGGCUGCAGCUCCCGGCGUGCCCCGCACUCGCCGCUCCCCGCCCCUCCUCCUCCCCCUCCUCCCUGAGCCGCCGAGCCCGAGCCCAGCCGCGCAGCCACAGCCGCGGGCACUAUGGAAACGGCACUGGCCGGAUGACUUUAAAGAAAAAAAAUAGCAGAAGCAUUAACUGAAAUCCAAGUGUUUUUUUAAGGCCUGCGGAGUUGACACAAUACAGAAGGCUUCUGGAGUUACAGUGAAUGAUGAAGUCAUCAAAGUUUUUAAUGAUAUGAAAGUAAGGAAAUCUUCUACACAAGAAGAGAUCAAAAAAAGAAAGAAAGCAGUUCUCUUCUGUUUAAGCGAUGACAAAAGACAAAUAAUUGUAGAGGAAGCAAAGCAGAUCUUGGUGGGUGACAUUGGUGAUACUGUAGAGGACCCCUACACAUCUUUUGUGAAGUUGCUACCUCUGAAUGAUUGCCGAUAUGCUUUGUACGAUGCCACAUACGAAACAAAAGAGUCUAAGAAAGAAGACCUAGUAUUUAUAUUCUGGGCUCCUGAAAGUGCACCUUUAAAAAGCAAGAUGAUUUAUGCUAGCUCUAAAGAUGCCAUUAAGAAGAAAUUUACAGGUAUUAAACAUGAGUGGCAAGUAAAUGGCUUGGAUGACAUAAAGGACCGUUCAACACUUGGAGAGAAAUUGGGAGGCAACGUAGUAGUUUCACUUGAAGGAAAACCCUUAUAAAAUGACAGUCAAGUGCCAUGUGGAUCUUAAGGAGCUUCCAUUUCUCCAGCUCAGUCAAUUGGAAUAGUAUUAGGUUUUUGUUUUUGUUUUUCCUCUUCCCACUGGGUCCUUCCAACACAAUGGAUGAAGGAAAUAUCGUUCAUGUAAGCAGCCUAUCAGUGAUUGCCAUUAGACUGUUCAAUGCUGUUACUUUGAUGUAGAACCCAAGGAAUGCCUUCCCCUGAAAUUAUAGCCAAAACAGCUGGUUACAUGCCUCCCUUGCAGCAAGCACUACACUGAAUGUGAUUGUCAAUGUGAAUAGCUUAGGGUACUGCAAAGGGUAAGCUAAUUGAAUGCCUUGAAAGUAUUAUCCACUGGUCAGAUGGUAAACUUUAUUCAGUAUUAUUUAUAGUUGCAUUUGAUUGCAGUUCUGUGAGGCUCCAGCAUUCAUACACCUCACCUGCCUUGGCAAGCCUGUUUUUGUGACAUGGCAGCACGGAUAUAACACUAUGCAUUGAAAGCACUUUUUUUUUGUAUUGAGUUUAACUUCCCACCUUCAAAAGGAAUGCCAAUUAAGUUGUGUUAACUGUGUCAUCAACUUACCCUAGUAAGUCAGUGUUCAUUCCUGUUACCUGCAUAUCUUCUGAAAAGAAGUAGCUGUUAUUAAUGCCUUUUUGUUUUCCAUUGAGUGUACACUACUGAAUAAGUGUAGGUAGGAGUUUUAUGUUUACCAUGUAAGUCUUGCAACACUAAAGAUACUUUAUCAGUCAUGAUGGCAAUUUCUGUAUAAAAGAGCCUUAAAUGGAACGUUGUUUUUGAAAUCAAACUCCCCACCCUCACAAAAAUGGCCACUUUGCAAUAAAAAUUGUGGCAUGUUACGGAA